UUUUGUUUUCAUAUUUAUUUCAGAUUUUUCACCAAUAUAUUCCUUGGAAUAAUUCGGAAAACUUUUACCGGCAUAAUGGAUGCCGCUAAUUUAUUGAGUGUAGACGUGGACACUCUGUUCGAACACCACAGUGUUCCAGAAAUUGAUAUCGUCCAUAAAAAAAUUCAAUCGGUUGUCGAAAACAAACGGGAGGAGCUACGCUUAAUGGUCGGCGAACGUUAUCGUGAUUUACUGCAGGCUGCAGAUACUAUUGUGGCUAUGAGAGAUACCUCACAGAGACUCACAGAGCAAGUGGAUUCAAUUUCCAUGAACUGUCGUAAUCUUAACGAUCAGCAGUUAUUGGGAUUUAAGAUUAGCGAACCGGAAGAUUUACUUCGCAAUCGCAAUGCUAAUAAGCAACUAAAUAACUACUUUAGUACAAUGCUGCAGAUCAAGCUGUUGACAACUUUACCUGAAUUAAUUUGGACUCACAUUGAUAAUGACCGCUUUUAUAGCGCCAGUGAAUUGUUUAUUUUCAGUAGACAUGUCAGCACUGGCUUACAGUUAGAUGCGAGUAAUAUGUUAAUGCAACAUCUACCUGUUGCAAAAAAGCAAUGGGAAAUUUUAAAACCCUUCAAUAUGACGAUAAAAAUGCAUGUACUGGCAACCUUAGAAAAGGAAGAUUUGAAUGUCAAUGUGGCCACAGAUUGUUUGCUUAGUUUGUUGAUACUGGAAAAAAAUUCAUUGAAUAGUGUUUUGAAAACGUUUCUAAAUUUACGAUGCAAAACUUUUUUAAAUUGCUUGAGCAAUGAUAAAAAACAGUCUACGGAAGAGCGGGAACGAGUACAAAAUAUAAUAUUAGCGAGCUUACGCAUAUUAAACAACACAAUUGAUAUUAUAGAAAAAUGCUUUUUAGAAAAUGGUUUACUGUUGCAAAGACUACAAGAGCACAACGAUGUAAAUUCAUCGCCAAUAAUAACUUUAGUUGAGGAGGCGGAUAUAGUUCAUUCGUAUUUGCUACCAGAGAUCAUUUCGAAUUUCCGUGUUAGAAUCGAAACACAGUCUCUUGAUGAUACACAAGUCCGCGAAUCCCUUGAACAAUGGAUCAUUGAUAUCAGACGCAUUGCGGCAACGCAACUCAAGCAACUUUUUGAUUACGUCUCAACAAUGAGUGUAAUCAAAGAGAUAAAAAUAGAAGCUAAUUCUUACAAAAAUUAUUUCAAAUUUGAUCAAGUCGUCAAAAGGCUAAAACUCACGCAAACACUGGAUUUUUUCGAACAGAAAUAUAUACCACUUAUUAAUCAGCGCAUUCACGACAUUAUCCACGAUAAUUGGGCAAAAGCGAUGCAAACAACAUUUGAAUCAUUGGAACAAUCAUUAACAGAUAUAAAUUUGAGUUCACUAGAUAUUUGGUAUGAAAAUAUUAAUGAUCUUCCAUCAAGUUUAGAAGUAGCUUUAAGUGAUGAUACUAAAAUUAAAAAAAUGCUAAUGAAAACAAAAGGAUAUGAUAGCGACAUAAUAUCACUUUGCGCUGAAUUCGAUGAGAAAUUGAAAAGUAUCAUAUCUGAAAUGAACGUUCUUCUUGAAGAGCAAGCAACACGCGCAGAAGACAAACUUUCAUUGAUUGUUUUUUUGAGAGAGACUUCUGAAGCACAACUAACACAUUUUCUAAGUCGCGUAAAAAGCCUUCACUUAGUUCCGACGCAGCGUAGUGAACUUUUAUUUGUAGCACGUUGCUUUGCAGCUCUCCUUGAACUCUGCCCCAACUUGAAAACCUGCUUCUGUCAAAGAGGAAAUUGGCGUCAGUGGGUGGGAAAUGUUACCGCUAAUAGUAUUGAACAUUGGAAUAGAGUCUGUAUGUUAAUUGAAGAAGAAACAUUAAUUUUUUGGCAACAAAUUGUUAAAGGCAUUUUACAAGAGAGCAAUUGUGAAUGGAAUAUCCCAAGUUCUAUUACAAAUGAAAACAUUCUAGAAGAAUUUGCUAACUGGGAAACUGUUGAAAUUGAUCAAAAGGAUGAGUCAGAAUCCACCAUACAUUCUACCUUUCGCAUUCCCAAUCAACCACGUAUCUCACUACAAACGUAUCUUUUCACAUUAGUACACAUGUUGAAUUCGAAUGUACCACAAACUUUACCAACUAAAGUACUCCACUACUACAACGUGAAUAUGUUGGCACAAAUCCUGCAGCAAUAUCAAAAAAUCCUAACCGAUAAUAUAUCAAGCAACCAAAAUAUUGCAUUACAACUGUAUUUCGAUUUAAAAUUUUUACAAACUAUAUUUGCCGUUACUAGAGAUGACAAACAGUUGAAUGAUCAAUUCUCUGCAUUGCAAGGCACAUGCAAGAGCUUCAUUGAUCCAUUUGAUUUCGAAUUAUUUUCUGAACCUAUAUCAACUAAUGUCAAAAGAUCGAUAGCUCGGUACCAUUGUCAGUUUGGUGUACUGACUCCACCUUUCCCAGCACACAUGGCUCCUAAAGGAUCUGCGAAUCUGGUACACGAGAAAGAUCCAAAUGUUUUGUGUUUAAGUUCAAUUGGCUCAUCAACUGCAUGGUUUCCCCUACUACCCAUUGUAACUCCAGCAUCCGUCGAAUAUUCGGAGCGUAAAAACGUUGUUGAGAACAGUGAAAAGCCUGCUUCGACAGCGGCGCAUAAAGCGAGCUCGUUAACUUCAACUGUGACCAAUACAGGAGGGAAAGUUAAGUUCGAUUCCAAAACUAAAUCAGGAGCUGCCUCUUUCUUUGGGGCGAUGUCACAAGAUUGGUUUCGCUAGUUAAGGGGGUUGUGCUAACAACUCGGACAUUACGACUCUUACGCUUUGCAGAACAUUUCUUAUUUAUAACAAUAGAACAUCAUAAAUAAAUUUAAUCAAUAAGUUUAGCAUAACGUCUCGUAAUGAUUUAAAAAAAUGGUCCUUUGCCGAGUUAUGAAAAAAUUUCAAGGAAAUGCGUACACAUAAAACGAAAGUUUUGCAUUAAUAUAAAAUGGUAGUUGAAAUAAAGUUUAGGCGGAUAGUGGCUGAAUACUCAGUGCCUUGAUGCAGGCUAAAUAUUCAGUGGCAAUGAUGGACUUCCACCUAGGUUUAGGAAGCAAAAAUUUUUGAAUGUUAAAAUUUUAGAGCCGGAAAAAUAUACCAAAAUUAUAUUCUGAAA
Messenger RNA from Bactrocera neohumeralis, 3127 nucleotides. RefSeq names its product conserved oligomeric Golgi complex subunit 1 (gene Cog1). NCBI's taxonomy places the organism in Eukaryota, Metazoa, Arthropoda, Insecta, Diptera, Tephritidae. The record is from RefSeq and is a predicted model, not a curated record. The transcript is spliced from 5 exons. The coding region runs from base 76 to 2748 and encodes 890 amino acids. Gene Ontology annotation, cellular component: Golgi apparatus; COG complex. Gene Ontology annotation, biological process: intra-Golgi vesicle-mediated transport.